AUGAGCAGAAGACCUUUGAAAUACAGAUCUACUGAUGCACCACCAGAAGGAGCUGAAGCUGAAGACCAGAGAGGGAUCAGAGGUCCAAGUUCAGCCUUAACUGAGUUCUUGAGACAGCAAGGUAUCAAUGCAGAGGCAAUUAGACAAAGACAUCUCCGAAGACUAAGAGGUGAAGAGGGAGAUGGCGAAGAAGAAGGCCAAGGAGAUGGUGGAAAUCAAGGAGAAAAUGGUGGUGAUAAUGAAGAUACAAAUAACGAUACACAAGAAGGUGGUGAUGUUGCUGUGAGUGGUAAUGGUGAACAAGAUCAAGAAGAUGAAGAGAAAGAUGAAGAGGAACUUCAAAUGAGAAUAGCUGCUAGAAGGAAAAGAAGAGCUGCAGCAGGGAAAGAUGAUGACGAGUACACCGACUCUGAUGAAGAUGAACUUGGCUCUGAUGAAGAAAGUGCAGAAGUACGAAGACGUCCAAGAAGAAGAGUUGUUGGUGAAGAGGAAACUUGCGCACAAUGUUUCAACAAAUUUAUUGUUAACGUUUAUACUAAAUCUGCAGCUACUGGUGGUUAUUUGUGUCCAGAUUGUACGACAAAACAACUUGAGAAUGAACGUGCCAUGAAGAGAAAUCAAAUGCUUUCAAGAAAGAAAAGACAAAGAUUAGCAGCUGCUUUAUUAGAUAGACAAGAUUUGAAAAUCCCAACUUUACAAGAUCUUGCAAUUAAAAAAGUUACAGAAAGAAUCGAAGAUGUUGAACAAUUUGGAGAUAUUGGUUCAUUAAAUAUGAAAAAAAUUGCCAAAAUCUUAUGCAGAAAUAGAUCCCUUGAUGAUAAUACUUUACAAUUAUUCUUAGAUAUCAAAAAUGAAAAAUUAGAAUUUUGGGAUUGUUCAAAAUUAACUAAAAAUUCAUAUGAGAAAAUCACAUCAUACUGUCCAAAUGUUAAAGACUUAAAAUUGUUAAUGUGUGGUAGACUUCAUAAUGAUAACUUGAAUUAUUUCACUUCUAAUUUACAUCAUUUAACCAAGAUUGAACUUGAUGGUCCAUUCCUUAUUAAUAACGAUACAUGGAGAAACUUUUUUGAAAACGUUGGUGAUAGAUUAACUGGAUUGAAAAUAUCUAAUACCCAUAGAUUUGAUGAUGAAACUUUCAAGACAUUUUUAGAGAAAUGUGGUCCAAAUCUAACAGAGUUGAAAUUAUCAAGGUUAGAUGGUAUUAAAGAAAAAGAAUCUUAUGAUUUGAUGCCUGUUUAUCUGACCAAGCUGGAAAGCUUGGAAAUCUCAUAUCCCCAUGAAGAAGAACAAGUUAGUGAUUCAGCCUUGAUAAAUUUGUUAAGUAUAAAUGGUGAAACAUUACAUACGUUAGUAUUGGAUGGUUCUUCGGGUCUUACUGACGAAUUUUUAGUCAAUGGUAUUAAGCCAUUUUGUGUUAAUUUGCGUUCUUUAUCAUUAUCAUUUUUGGAUCAAAUCACAAGUGAAGGAUUUGUUGCAUUAUUCAACGAAUGGAAUUCUAAUUUAGGAUUAAAUGAAGUAUAUCUAAGAAAAUGUUUCUCAUUAGGAGAUGAAGGUAUAAUCGAAUUUCUCUUACAUUCGGGUCAAUCAUUAGUUGAGUUAUCAAUCAAUUCAGUCAAGGAUUUAACUGUUGAUACAUUUCAAAUUAUGAAAUGUCCAAAUUUAACAUAUUUAGAUACGGGAUUCGUGAGAGCUGUUGAUGAUGUUGUUUUAGAAUUAAUUGGGAAAAAUUGUCCACAAUUGAAAGUUUUAGAUUGUUAUGGUAAUAAUAGAUGUACAUCAAAGGCUAAGAUAAGAGAAGGUUUAAAAGUCAUUGGAAGACAAAGUGAUACAAUAUAG
Molecule: messenger RNA, 1836 nt
Organism: Hansenula ciferrii
Lineage: Eukaryota; Fungi; Ascomycota; Saccharomycetes; Phaffomycetales; Wickerhamomycetaceae
Gene: RAD7
Product: UV-damaged DNA-binding protein RAD7
Exons: 1
Coding region: 1-1836 (611 amino acids)
Biological process (GO): SCF-dependent proteasomal ubiquitin-dependent protein catabolic process
Cellular component (GO): SCF ubiquitin ligase complex
Source: RefSeq, a predicted model, not a curated record